Molecule: messenger RNA, 1743 nt
Organism: Phyllostomus hastatus (greater spear-nosed bat)
Lineage: Eukaryota; Metazoa; Chordata; Mammalia; Chiroptera; Phyllostomidae
Gene: NKX2-2
Product: NK2 homeobox 2
Exons: 2
Coding region: 62-883 (273 amino acids)
Biological process (GO): regulation of transcription by RNA polymerase II; cell differentiation
Cellular component (GO): nucleus
Molecular function (GO): DNA-binding transcription factor activity, RNA polymerase II-specific; RNA polymerase II cis-regulatory region sequence-specific DNA binding
Source: RefSeq, a predicted model, not a curated record
GCGCCAAGAAUUGACCAAGUGAAGCUACAACUUUGGGACAUAAAUUCUGGGGUCCCAAGACAUGUCGCUGACCAACACAAAGACGGGGUUUUCGGUCAAGGACAUCUUGGACCUUCCGGACACCAACGAUGAGGAGGGCUCGGUGGCCGAAGAGCCGGAGGAGGAGAGCGAGGGGCCAGAGCCCGCCAAGAGGGCCGGGCCGCUGGAGCAGGGCGCCCUGGACACAGUGCAGAGCCUGCCCCUGAAGAACCCUUUCUACGACAGCAGUGACAACCCAUAUACACGCUGGCUGGCCAGCACCGAGGGCCUCCAGUAUUCCCUGCACGGGCUGGCGGCCGGAGCGGCGCCCCAGGACUCGAGCUCCAAGUCUCCGGAGCCUUCGGCGGACGAGUCACCGGACAAUGACAAGGAAACCUCGGGCGGCGGUGGGGACGCAGGCAAGAAGCGGAAGCGGCGGGUGCUGUUCUCCAAAGCGCAGACCUACGAGCUGGAGCGGCGUUUCCGACAGCAGCGGUACCUGUCGGCACCCGAGCGCGAGCACCUGGCCAGCCUCAUCCGCCUCACGCCCACGCAGGUGAAGAUCUGGUUCCAGAACCACCGAUACAAGAUGAAGCGCGCGCGGGCCGAGAAAGGUAUGGAGGUGACGCCCCUGCCCUCGCCACGCCGGGUGGCCGUGCCUGUUUUGGUCAGGGACGGCAAACCGUGCCACGCGCUCAAAGCCCAGGACUUGGCAGCUGCCACCUUCCAGACGGGCAUCCCCUUUUCGGCUUACAGCGCGCAGUCUCUGCAGCACAUGCAGUACAACGCCCAGUACAGCUCGGCCGGCACUCCCCAGUACCCGACAGCACACCCCUUGGUCCAGGCCCAGCAAUGGACUUGGUGAGCGCCGCCUCUCUGAGACUGGUGGCCGCAGGCCCAGGCUCCACCCUGGCGGCGGCGGCAGUGACAAGAACUUGGUCCUUAAGGUUGUUAUUAUUGUUGUUGUUGUUGUUGUUGUUGUUAUUAUUAUUAUUAUUAUCGUGGAGUCCAGUUGACUCUUGGCUCCGUAAAGGAGGCGCCAGGAACGUGCCUGCGCCUCCUUAGAGUGGCAGAUUUCAUCCACCCUGCGCUGCCCCCGUCCGUCUCUGCUUUUGAACCUUUGCAGAGGGCUGAACUAUAAGUGGUGUUUACAGAAUGUUUUUGCGCAGCUUCACUUCUUUGCCUUUCCCCGGGGCGGGGCGGGAGGACCAAAUAGACCCAAUGUUAACGUCCUAACCCGCGGAGGAGAAAAAGGCCAACUCCCCUUCCCCUCCCCCAGCUUUUGUGAAUUUUGUUAAAUAUGUGUGUCAGUAGCGAUAUUGUCAACCGUCUUCUUCUAAAGCAAGUGGAGAACACUUUAAAAUAUAGAGGAUUUCCCCCAUUUUAUAAAAAAGAUGCUAAAUAUUUAUGGCCAUGUAAACGUUCUGACAGCUGGUGGCAGAUUUCGCUUUUUGUUGUAAAUAUCGGUGGUGAUUGUUGCCAAAAUGACCUUCGUUCGAGAUGGGCCUGUUCUCUCUAAAGACCCAACUCUUUUCUCUGUGGUUUGUUUUGGUUUGCUUAUGUUUGGUUACCUCUGCUUUCUUAUUUUCUUUAUUUUGUUCAGUGUAAACAUUUCUCAAAUAUAAAAAAAGGAAAAGUGUAUAGGCGUGAAGUCCCAUGCCCCAUUGUGGGAGUCCUGGGCCCCGGAACUUGGAGCUUAGUGGUUCCAUGAGGUUCCCCAAGAGC